AGCGGCCAAAUCCGAUCAAGGCCCGAUCCCCAAAAUCGCGACUCGCCGUGAUAAUUUACGCGGCUGUUUGUUGUCAAUACCAUACACGCUCAACAAUUCGUCGCUUUCCUCGAACAUGCCUGCGUUGGAACGCCACCUGACCAAGGCGUUGAAGUCGCGCGAGGAACGUGCUAUCAAACGCCGUCUACCUGACCCGGUGCCAACGGAAGAUCGCACCCCAUCGACCGAUCAGAUCUCUCCACGAGCACCACUAGACUUCUCGUCCAACGACUACCUCUCCCUCUCGACCUCUGCGGACCUUCGCGCCUCCUUUAUACGCGAAUGCCAGCGCGCGCCGCUCGUACUUGGCUCCGGUGGUUCCCGCCUUUUGUCGAAUCCUCCUGCGCAUGCAGCACUAGAAGCGCGUCUCGGGACAUUCUUCAACACGGCAGCAGGAGCCGAUGGCUCCUUGCUUUUCAACUCGGGCUACGACGCCAAUGUCGGCUUCUUCUCUUGCGUACCUCAACCCGGCGACUGCGUCGUGGUGGACGAACAUAUCCACGCAUCGGUGCACGACGGGGUACGCGCGUCUCGCGUCAAGGACUCUUUCAUCACUUUCUCCCACAAUGAUCUUCAAGCCCUGGAGGAGAAGCUGGACUCCUUGCUUCAACAGAAGGAGAAGUUAAGGACGGGCGAAGCGAGCAUGUUUGUGGCAGUGGAGAGCCUCUACAGCAUGGACGGAACCUUUGCGCCAUUGAAGCAGGUGGUGGACCUCCUCGGGCAUAUGUUUCCGGCCGGAAAUGCAUACCUGAUCGUCGAUGAGGCACACGCCACGGGAGUAUACGGGCCACAAGGACGGGGAAUGCUGGCGGCAUAUGGGCUGGAGAGACAUCCGUGCGUUCUGGCGAGGUUACACACGUUUGGGAAGGCGUUGGCGAGUACUGGGGCCGUCCUGCUGACCACUCCCCUUGUUCGAUCAUACCUCGUCAACUAUGCCCGGCCCCUAAUCUAUACUACCGCACUCAGCCACCCGAACAUAAUAGCGACCGGAUGUGCCUUCGACCUACUCGAAGAUGGUACCGCUGAAGCAUUAUCAGUCAGGCUGCUCGAUCUAUCUCAAUACAUGAUCGACCUCCUUCGUCAGCGCCUCCGAAACGUACCAAUGAACGUCUUAUCGCUUCCCCCGCACCUCUCCUCUGCUCCGCAUUCGUCACCUGGCGGACCUACUCCCAUCUCCAGCGGUAUGGCGGUUUAUGCUUCCAAUCCGCCCCCACCCAUCAUUCCGCUCAUGACCCCACAUCCCCGACCGCUGGCCACCUUCCUACUCACGCGGUGCAACAUCGUAGCCCGGCCCAUAACUUGGCCGACGGUUCCACGCGGAGCGGGUCGUGUGCGCAUCUGCCUGCGCUCUGGACACACGAGGAUGGACGUCGAAAGACUUGUCGAAGGCUGUGUGGCGUGGGCGUCGAGCUUUCAGACGUCCAAGCAGGACGCGGCAUACGAUGCCGCUUUAUCUAUGCAUUCUCAUCAUGAUACGAACCACACCGUGGCAGUCGCGGUGCGGGACCAUACGCGCUCAGCCAAGCUAUAAUUACGAAGGCUGUAGAUGGCGAUCGGGUUGCGCCAAACCACGAUGAACUCUC
This is a messenger RNA of Punctularia strigosozonata HHB-11173 SS5, 1622 nucleotides long. RefSeq names its product PLP-dependent transferase. NCBI's taxonomy places the organism in Eukaryota, Fungi, Basidiomycota, Agaricomycetes, Corticiales, Punctulariaceae. The record is from RefSeq and is a predicted model, not a curated record. The coding region runs from base 116 to 1570 and encodes 484 amino acids. Gene Ontology annotation, biological process: biosynthetic process. Gene Ontology annotation, molecular function: pyridoxal phosphate binding. The transcript has 2 exons.